CCAAGAAACGAAUGGAAUCGGUUCUCUCUUUCUCUCUGUUUCGCUUUCGCUUUCUCUUUCUUCUUCGCUUCGCUGCAUUGCCAUCAUUCUCAAAUUCUCUAUUUCAAACCAACCAUUCAGAAUGCAACGUUUUGUUGACGACGUCCUCGCUGUUACUAAAGAGUCGGUGAAGACGUUUACUUAUGAGUCGUUGAACAUUAUUGUGAGACUGAUCAACGGUGUCUCAGCUCUGGUGUUGGCACUGCUACCUGGGAAAGCUAAUAUACUUGAAGGUAUUCAGGGUUGGGAGCUCCGGCCAACUUUUCGUGGACCACGCUUUCCACGUUGGAUGGAAAAUGGCGUGUCCUCUUUCAAUCAGUUUAUUCAUGAGCUUUCUUUGGAUUCUGAUGUAUCAAGCCAAGAAUAUUUAUCUGGAGAAGAAGGAGAAGAAGAAGAAGAAGAAGACGGCGAUGAAUAUGAAGAAUAUCCUAAAACUACCUUGUCUGAAAGUUCUAGAGUCCCCAGAGCUACUUUUGCUGAUUACGGUAGACAGCAGACGGAUUGGAUAUUGAUUCCUCUACAGUUCUUGAUGGGUCUUCCAUUUCGUCUUUUCCAAUUAGUUUAUUCUAGGGUGUCAAAACCACGAUCUAUCUCUGGUUGUCAACACCCUUCACAACCACAUUCACCCAAUGGAGUGCAAAGCCUCAAGGAUCAAAUUAUUCAUCGGGCCACUGAUAGGAGACGUGGGGUCAUAGAGGAUCUUCAUUUGGCCAUGGAGAUAUUUAUAGAGGCUGUUUUUGAUGUUAUUCACAAGUCUAUACAUGUUCUUUUUUCCCCAUCAGAAGCUCUUGGAACUUUAUUCAGGUUCUUCUCAUCUCAUGAAAGGCCCAUUUUAGCAGAUAAUGAUGUUGUAGAGGAUGCCUCUGUUUCUUCAGCACCUGCAGAAAGGAAUACCAGUUUUCGUUCGUCUCUGAACACAGAUGCCCGGACAUGUCAAGAUGUUAUAACAGAGCUAGGGUACCCAUAUGAAGCUAUUCGUGUGAUCACUGCCGAUGGAUACGUUCUUCUUCUAGAAAGAAUUCCUAGGCGAGAUGCACGUAAAGUUGUUUAUCUUCAGCAUGGAAUCUUUGAUUCAUCAAUGGGUUGGAUAUCUAACGGUGUUGUUGGCUCUCCCGCCUUUGCAGCCUAUGAUCAAGGCUUUGACGUAUUUCUGGGAAAUAUUCGUGGCCUGGUUUCUAGGGAACAUGUCAACAAGAAUAUCUCCUCCCGUGAAUACUGGAAGUAUUCCAUCAAUGAAUAUGGGACGAAGGAUAUUCCUGCUUUGAUUGAGAAAAUCCAUCAAGUAAAAAUGGCUGAAUUGAGGCUUAGUAAGCCUGAUAUUGAGGAGGAAAGUAAUGACGAUCAGCUUUACAAGCUCUGUGCAAUUUGCCAUAGUUUGGGAGGAGCUUCUAUGUUAAUGUAUGUUGUUACGCGUAGGUUAAAAUCAAAGCCCCAUAGACUUUCACGAUUGAUUUUGUUAUCACCUGCUGGUUUUCAUCAUGACUCAAGCGUACUCUUUUCUGCGGUGGAGCAUGUGUUGUUUUUCCUGGGCCCUAUUUUAUCUCGUAUAUUCCCAGCCUUCUAUGUACCAACAAGGUUUUUCCGUAUGCUUGUUAACAAGUUAGCUAGGGACCUGCAACACCUACCUGCAGUUGGAGGAUUGGUUCAAACUUUAGUAGCUUAUGUUGCUGGCGGGGACAGCUCAAAUUGGGUUGGGGUUUUAGGAUUACCCCAUUACAACAUGAAUGAUAUGCCAGGAGUAUCGUUUGGUGUUGCUCUCCAUCUUGCACAGAUGAAACGUACUAGAAGAUUUAGAAUGUUUGAUUAUGGGAGUGCAUAUAAUAUGAAAAUAUAUGGUUCCCUUGAGCCUUUGGACUUGGGUGAACAUUAUGGACUCAUCGACAUUCCUGUUGAUCUGGUUGCUGGUCAGAGAGACACGGUAAUACGAUCUUCAAUGGUAAAGAGACACUAUAAAUUGAUGAAGGAUGCUGGUGUGGAUGUGUCAUAUAAUGAAUUUGAAUAUGCUCAUUUGGAUUUUACCUUCUCUCACCGUGAAGAGCUUUUGUCAUAUGUUAUGUCAAGUUUGCUGCUUGUGAAGCCCAAUUCAAAGAAACAUCAAAGGGCUCCAAGAUCGAGAAGGAAAGGACACACUUCAAUAAGUGGGUAAAAGAUGUGAAUCAUAUUUAUUUCCUAGUGAUGAGUUUUUCCUGUGUCUCGCACACUGUCGGAUGGAGCUGUAUAUACCUGUCCGGUUACAGACCUGUGUCAUCUACUCCAUUAAAUCUUAUCUCUUUUUCAUUCCUGUUUUGUUUAUGUUUGGGGAAGAAAUAGACCUUAAAAAACAAUGUUAGAAUACAUUGUAAAUAGUCUCAAUUCUCUGACUGAAUGGAACAGUGACGUCAGAGAAAAAAAAGAUAGUUGUUGUAUGUUAGUAGUUAA
This is a messenger RNA of Vigna umbellata (rice bean), 2457 nucleotides long. RefSeq lists its product as uncharacterized. Gene Ontology annotation, biological process: lipid metabolic process. The record is from RefSeq and is a predicted model, not a curated record. Lineage: Eukaryota; Viridiplantae; Streptophyta; Magnoliopsida; Fabales; Fabaceae.